AUGACAACUUCAAUAAUUACUUAAAUGUGGGGUUUCUUUUCGAAAAAGUUUUGAGAAAAUCAUUUAGUUGAUGUAAUCAAUUAAAAUGUCGCAACAACUAGAACUAUUAACAGAGGUUCCAUCGCAAUGGUUAAAUAUAUCAAAUAUAACACCUGACAUACAGAGGAAGGAAAUAAAACCAUUUGUUGUUUUGGCGCUUAAGGAGUUGGAAGGUAAUCCAGAUAGCAGAACUUCGAGCUUAAUGAGCGCGGAUAAGUUUGCGGCGGUGCGGGAGGUGGUGCGACAUGUGGCCUGGGCCCGGUCGGCCACUAAAGAGGCCUGGGAACGGGGGGAUAUGAAGGUGUUCUUAGAAAAUUUAAGAUUCUCUCCCGACUGUGUAGCGGAGCUGGCAACGCUAUUGUCUGCAGAGCAGCUCUACACCAACAUACCCACACACCUGCGGGUGAAGCCAGGCCUGGCCGGCUUGCAGUGGAAAAUUGACAUGUCUCUUAGCCAAGCCAACAUGGAAGACAGCACUCCAGAGCAUCAAAAACAAAUACUCCGCCGAGACACCCACAUCAUACUCAUACUCAAGCUGACAGACGGACAGACACUCACGUAUAGGUUAUCUAUAGCGAAAUUCCACGAGUUACGGUUCGUGGUCGCGAGCGCGCUGAAAAGCAUGAUCGUGCUAGAGAAACGUAAGUGCAUGAGAAAAGACUGACAUACGUAUUCAUGGGGGUAGCUUACUCCAUAAACAAAAGGUAGGGAUAUAUACUCUGGCAAGCCAGCAUUGUCAGUAGACGAAGACAAAAUUUGAAAAAUGUAUAGGGUGCGUAUGAGGGGUAAGACAAAAAUCGUCUGUAUGCCGAAGCAUUACGGGCGACUUUUCAUCUUACCCCGCAUGAAAAACCCGUUCAAUCUUAUCCCAACGCAGGGUGCGUUCGUUUAAUAUUUGAAUUUUUCUAAUCUCAAAAGUAGUUGUAAUUAACUUUUUCUUCUAAAAUGCUAGAGUUCCUAUGAUAUCUAAUAUUGCGGUACAAUAAUAUGUAAACGACACUAUAAUUCAGUGCACAGUUACUCGGAUUUAAGUGAUUUAACUUUGGAGGAAAUAAGUUAUCACUACUCUUGAGCUCGGUGGAGACGUGCCUCGCCCGAGGCAAUGCCACAGGGCGGACACGCUAUACAUCAAAAAUCACUUGCGUUUCUAUGUGUGAACGGCACGUCUGUACACGCGUCAUGCGUCAUAGUGUGAGUAAGUUGCUUAAAAAUAGUACUGAGCGGCCGGCAAACGGCCGUCAAUCUGGUGUCGCGGGGCGAGGUAAUUCGAGUCGGGGCGGGGCGAUGCGUGGCCGUUCUGUAUGAUAAUACUAUUACUUAUUCUGCGCGUUUACUUCGCCCGAAGCACGUCUACACAGACCGAGCUGCUUCGCGCGGCAAUUUCCUCGCGAGGCGGCUCGUUCCGUGUGUACCCGCCUAAUGAAUAUUUGAUCGUAACAUAGUUGUAUUUUUCUAGUAGAUAGGACUUGUUAUUAAAUCGAUUCAAUUUAUUAUGUAGUCUAUUUUUAUUAAUAAAAACUAACAUAA
Molecule: messenger RNA, 1566 nt
Organism: Cydia strobilella
Lineage: Eukaryota; Metazoa; Arthropoda; Insecta; Lepidoptera; Tortricidae
Product: COMM domain-containing protein 5-like
Exons: 4
Coding region: 86-703 (205 amino acids)
Cellular component (GO): nucleus
Source: RefSeq, a predicted model, not a curated record